AUGCAAAAUCCUUUAAUAACAAGUACUUUAUAUUUUACAAAAUAAUCAAAUAUGACUAGAUACAAAGGAUUGUUUGAAUUAAAUAAAAAAAAAAAGCACCUAAGUCCAGCUGAAAGGAGAAUUAAAGAAAAGAAAGAAAAAAAUAAUAAAACAUCUGAUUUUGAGGAAACAAUUUUAAUAACUAAUUCUGCAAAAUUAAUAGUUCCAUAAAGAAGAAUUACCUUUGAAAAUUCAUUGAAUACUGUAGAGGAUCCAUAUUUGUAAAAAAAUGAAAGCUCAAUUUCUGAGAGAUAUUUAGCAAAUUUUAACAUGUUGAAAUCAUAAAAAUAAAUAUUACCUUCAUUAUCUAAUUAAACGAAUAUUAACUAAAUAAAAAUUUAGACAAGAUAAUUAUUUGUUAAACCAUUACUAAAAAAAUAAAAAAGUCUUGAUCAUGUAGUUUAAAUAUGUUAUUAAAAUAAACAUUUUCCAUAAUUAAAGGAAGGAGCAAGUUUAAAAUGCUUGUUCAAAGCAUCUUCUUAUAAAGAUGAUGAUUAUGAUAAAAUAUUAAUUAUUUAAUUUGAAAGUAAUAAUAAAUCUAAAAAUUAGAUGUUGCAUUAAAAAGAACAUGCUCCUUUUGGGAGAAUUAGAAUGAAGUAACUAAUUGUGGUAACAGUUUAGGAGUAAACAAUUAAGAGUAAUGUGAUAAUGCAUUUUGCAUUUGUAAUUUAAGAAAAGAAUUCAAAAAUACACUGAAAAUGUACAUCAAUUAUUUUAACAAAGAUUGUCAAAAGCUUUUAUAAUAAUCUUUUUAGUUUAAAAUACUAAUUUUAUGUUAAAAUGGCACAAAUUUCUUUAGGAUUAAAAUUAUUAAUACGAUGCAAUAUAUAAACCUCGAUUUACAAAAAAUGUUCAUGUUGGUGGCAUUUAAUUGAGUAGGGUCUUAACUGAUUUCAAAAAAUCUAACUUUAAAAAAAUAAUAUACUUUGAUUCAAUAGAUAUAACUAAUUCAUCUUAAAUACACCCAGAAGACUUAUAAUAUAAAAUUCCUAUUGCAAAUUAUAAUAUUGAAACAACAAUAUUUUUGUUAAAAAAAAAUAUUUAAUCAAAGCAAUUUGAUUCUCAAUUAUUACAAAACAUAUCUAUGGCAUUUUAUUAAGGCAAAGAACAUGUUAUAAGUAAGAAAUAAGUAUAUUUUGAAAAUAUUGAUUUACACUUUGUUUUUGAUUAUUAUUCUACUUAAGAUUAAAUUAGUUAGGUUAUUUUACUAAGAAAACUUAAUGAUUUGAAAUUAAAAUAUUAAAAUAUUUUAGAGAGAAGCGAUGAAUCUGAUUCAACUUAAUUAGAAAAAGAUGAAUAUAUAAUUCAGUGGAUUUCAGCAACAAGAAACGAUUUUAUAAAUGAUUUCAAAAUCAAAAAGAAUGAAAGAGUCCCUUAGUUUUAUUUUACAAUAGGGGAUAUUAUUGUUAGGAAUUAAAAAUUAAAAUGGUAACAUUUUAGAUAUAAAAAUGAAAAAAUUUAGAGUAAAUAUGAAAAUAUUUGCAAAUUGAUAGCUAAACUACAUUAAGAUCAUUAAAAUUUUGAAAGGCAUUAAAAUAUAAUUAAAAUUAAUUGCAUACUUUGUAUUGAAUGA
Paramecium sonneborni is the source of this 1612-nucleotide messenger RNA. The record is from the annotation of a GenBank genome assembly. NCBI's taxonomy places the organism in Eukaryota, Ciliophora, Oligohymenophorea, Peniculida, Parameciidae.